AUGGCUGAAGAAGAGCAUUUUGAUGCAUCUGCAUCUGCAUCAGCAUCCGAGCCGGUUGGAUAUCCAGGAGGACCGUCUGAUACAUCUCUGUUAGUUAAAUACGAACAGCAUAUUGCAAACCGUAUAUGGUUCGGUCAAAGAGGGUCGAAAAAAGAGUUAAAGGUAGCGGGGCAUGGAUUGAAGUUGAUGCGGAGGGUUCCACUACAGCUACCCAGAGAGAUGGAGGGCUGGAUAUCUAGGUCUGGUCUAGCUUCACUCCAGAGAACUAGUUUAACAAAGAUAGACACAAACCUAGUUUCAGCAUUUGUAGAGAGAUGGCAUCUAGAGACAUCUUCAUUUCACAUGCCGUUUGGUGAGAUGACGAUUACUCUAGAUGACGUUUCUUGUCUGCUUCACUUGCCCAUCAGGGGAGUCUUCUGGAGUCCUCAAGAUAUUAGUGAAGCGCUUGCUGUUGAGUGGGCUGUUCAAUAUUUAGGAGUGUCACGGAGAGUAGUACAACAACAAAUCCGUGAAUGCAGGGGUUCCUACUAUAAGCUGGAGUGGUUAUAUGAUCUGUUCGUAGAGCACAUAGCUGCAUCUAGAUGGGAUUAUGCCACUAGAGCUUAUUUGCUGAUGUUAGUGGGUUCCACUAUUUUCGCGGACAAGUCGUUUACUCUUGUUGAGGCACGAUACCUGUCACUGUUUAUAGACUUGGAUGGCUUACCAGGAUACAGUUGGGGAGCAGUUGCAUUGGUUACUCUUUACAGAUAUCUCGGAGAUGCUUCUAUGUUCAGCUGUAAGCAGCUUGGUGGUUAUCCGACUCUCCUACAGUGUUGGAUUCAUGAGUAUUUUCCAACGCUUGGAAAAAAAGGAGAGAACUGGAUGCCAGCUAAUAAUGUGGGUCUCCCUCGAGCGAUGAGAUGGUCCUAUAGGCAAGGUUCGUUGAAGGUGGAUGACUUGCGGCCUAUUUUGGACGAGCUGACACCUGCUGACGUCAUAUGGCGCCCAUUCGAGAAUCAUAGAGUAUGGUGUCAGUUUGAUGAGCUAUGUCUAUAUAGGGGGUGUCUGAGGUGGGGUGACACUGUUGUUCCAUAUUUGCCUGACAGAUGUAUGCGUCAGUUUAGAUACCGGCAGUAUAUUCCACAUCCACCUCUAGAUCAUACGAUGGCUGGUGAUAUUGAUGUUGACUAG
Messenger RNA from Lathyrus sativus (Indian pea), 1170 nucleotides. NCBI's taxonomy places the organism in Eukaryota, Viridiplantae, Streptophyta, Magnoliopsida, Fabales, Fabaceae. The record is from the annotation of a GenBank genome assembly.